This is a messenger RNA of Cuculus canorus (common cuckoo), 2630 nucleotides long. Its product is annotated as cyclin-dependent kinase inhibitor 1. Gene Ontology annotation, cellular component: nucleus. Gene Ontology annotation, biological process: regulation of mitotic cell cycle; signal transduction by p53 class mediator. Lineage: Eukaryota; Metazoa; Chordata; Aves; Cuculiformes; Cuculidae. Bases 131 to 622 code for a protein of 163 amino acids. Gene Ontology annotation, molecular function: cyclin-dependent protein serine/threonine kinase inhibitor activity. The transcript has 4 exons. The record is from RefSeq and is a predicted model, not a curated record.
UGCGUAUAAAGGAAGUUUAGAAAUGGGACAUGACAUCUCUCCAGUGCUCUGGAAGUUCUAUGCAAGGAGCAAGUACUGAACAGCAUAGGAAGUUUGGGCUCUCUAUUCAACGCAUGCAAGGGAGUCACUGAUGUAUAUGUGUGCUGGAGGGUGGCACCAGGGAGAAAAGAUGGAGUGGAGGCCAGGGAAGAGCACCCAUGCCUGCAGGAACCUCUUUGGCCCCAUAGAUCAUGAGCAGCUGCGGCAGGACUUCCAACACAUGCUACAAAACAGCAUUGAGGGGGCUCAGCAGAAGUGGAACUUUGAUUUCCUUCAGGACACGCCAUUGGAGGGACUGCUGCAAUGGGAAGAGCUCGAAGGUCACAAGGUGCCCACCUUCUACCACACCUGUGUGGUGGAAGAUGCUCAGACACCCCUGCAGCGCUUGAACUUGCCCUUGGGCAAGGGGGACAAGAGUCACCGCUUUGACCAGAUGACUGAGAAUCCCAAAACUUCCAAGAGAGCAGGGGGCAAGAAGAUCUCAGAAGGGAAGAAAAGAAGAGAGACAUCUUUGACAGAUUACUGGGCAAAGAAGCGAGUCAAAACGAAUAUGCAAGCUGCUGCAAAGAAGACAACUUCUUGAAAGCAAGCACAGGAUUGCUCUGCAUGGGAGAGGUUGGGAACAUCUGCCAAGCUUCCUCAACCUUCAAAAACCAGUCCCCACCAGGGUGUUGCAACAGCAUGAUUCCAGUGCUCAGGACUGUAGGAUCCAGCAGCAACUUUGCAGUUCCAGAUGCCACAAUUUGCUUCAGCCCACUUUUUUUUUUUUUUUUUUUAAAAAAAAUCUCCUAGGGAACAAUAACGAGAUCAUCUUAUAGUUUUGAGAAGGUGAGUAUCUGAUCGGUGUCUGAAAGAAACGAAAUAACAAAGCACCCAAGUUCUUGUUCUCACAUAGCAAACUUUUGCAGUGUGUUGGUUCAUUUUUCUCUAAAAAUCCCUCAAACUCUGAGUUUUAUGCUAGGUGCAAAUGAGCAGAAUGCUCUGCCUUGCAUAUUUGUACAUGAAUCUAGCCCAAUGGAAAAAAAAAAAAAAAAAAAGAAAAGACUAUUGAAGGCAUUGAGAAAAAAAAAAUCAGUGCAUGGAAAGGGGCUUAAUACAUUCACAAUGUUAUUUAGCUCUAACAAAGAGCAGCAACCCCAGAUGACCUUCUGGCUCCUGUCUCCACCCAAGUUCCUGGCCUCUGUUCAACGUCCUGGCAAAAGUUGCAGACAUCCGCAACACAAUGCCAAGUAGCUGUUUUGUCUGUAGAUAUGUAACAGAGAUUAGCCGAGUGGUGGUGGGGAGCUGCUACACAUAAACCAGCACCUCCAAACAGGGAGCUGGCAUCCAAUUCCCAUCAAAGAGCAUUUUUCCCGGCAGUGGCAAGCACCUCUUCAAGGCUUCCAUGGCUGGGUAAGAGAGAAAAAAUUUCAACUUCAGCUAACAGGGGUUUAUACGCUCCCCCCUCAGCCCCCUCCCAGGCAAGUCUUUCAUGUCAAUGAUUAACUCAAUGAGACAGUGGCUCCAUCACCAGCGUGAAGGAUGGAUUGAGCGCAGGGCCCAUUACAUCAUACUUUUCUGAUGUGCUCAGCCAUGGAUCACUGAUUUGCCUCUGACUGCAAGCUAGCAAAGCUGACACUUGAAUGGAAAAGAGAAUGUAACCCUGUGCACAUGGCUUGUUAACACCUCCUGUGUGUGAUCACUUUUAAAGAGAUGUCUGAACUGUGCCCAAAUGGAAAUGGCUUUUGUUUUCCUGCAGUAGGCUUUAAAAGAAAAAUUUCAUUUUGACUUUAAAUAGAUUUUUUCCUCCCUUUUUUGUACCGGAGACAGGAAACUGUUCUUUCACGCAUUCAGAAAUACAAAUUAUGAUUGGCAGAACGUUAGAGUGCAGAAAAAGAGCUUUUGAAAGAGAUUCUGGAGGAGCAAUCAAGGCAGAUUAAAUGUUAGGUCCUACAUCUAGCCAGCCAAUCUCCUUAAGUCACAACCCCCAGCUCUCAGUAUUUUGUUUGUAUUUUUAUCACAGAACUGGCUAGACCUGCAAUUUCAGUAAAAUGCAAAGUGGGAAGGGAAAAAUGCUGUACUCUCCUUCUCUGUCUUCUCCUCCUUCUCCUGAUAUAUGAGGUUUAAAGAAAACAUCAACUAUUAAAUUCUUUGCUUCAGCAUAUGUUCAUUAUUAUCAUUUUAUCCUUUUGCCAAGGUCACUGUGACUGGGGACUGAUUGCAAAGGAAGCUUCUCUAAAACAACAUGUUAAUUCUGUAUAAAGUGAUAUGUCCGUUUAUAUUUUAUUUUGUAGAAUCUGUAAUAAUUACAUAAUACAUUAUUAAAUUCUCAUUGCGCUAACAUGUUGGGUGAACUUAAUAGCAGGCUGUCAUGAGAAAUCAAGCAAGAGAGCAUGAGAUCUCAGUUAAGCACACAUAUUCAGUAAACACUUUGGAUUUUUUAGGAGGGGCAGCCUACACUGUCUGCCAUGAGGCUUUGCUUCCUGGCCUAGCCAAGUUACAAAACUUGUCACUCAGGACCAUCAUUGAGAAGCAGAAGAGGUAGAAGACAGUAGCACUUUGAAGAAUUUAAGUUUUCUCCCCCUCUCAGAAAGCAGCUCCACUACUGAUGG